Messenger RNA from Nakaseomyces glabratus, 3804 nucleotides. RefSeq names its product sister chromatid cohesion factor PDS5 (gene PDS5). The record is from RefSeq and is a predicted model, not a curated record. Gene Ontology annotation, biological process: DNA repair; mitotic sister chromatid cohesion. Gene Ontology annotation, cellular component: nucleus; chromatin. Lineage: Eukaryota; Fungi; Ascomycota; Saccharomycetes; Saccharomycetales; Saccharomycetaceae.
AUGGCAAUGCCAGGCGCAGUACGGAAGUUGCAAUUCAGCAAGCCGAUUAUAUCUACUUUGGAGAAUACUAUUGCAGCAUCGGAGCUAGUUGGUAGGUUAUGCAAUUUGCAUGAAGAGCUGGCUCAGUUUGUGCAAGAUCAGGUUGAUCUGAGCAGUCUGGACGCGGUUAAAGGAGAUCUCAUUAAUCACAAAUUAUUGAAACACAAGGAUCUUGGGGUGCGGGCGUUUACAGCAUGUUGUUUGAGUGAUAUAUUGCGUCUGUAUGCUCCUGAGGCUCCGUAUACUGAUGGACAACUCACGGAUAUCUUUAAGCUUGUCCUAUCACAGUUCGAGUACUUGGGGGAUCCCGAUAAUGGCUACUAUGUUCAACAAACAUACUUGAUAACAAGAUUAUUAGAAUACAGGUCGAUAGUGCUUAUAACAGAUCUGCCUACUUCCGAUAAAUUGCUAUUCAGACUAUUUGAAAUUUUCUAUGAUGACAACCACAGCUACCAGAAUAAAUUAUUUAAUGUUAUUGGAGGGUUACUUGGUGAGGUUCUAUCAGAAUUUGAGAAUAUGCCUCUGAAUGUUCUCAAGCUUAUCUUCAACAAAUUUUUAACAUAUAAUCCCGAGAAAGCGCCAAAGGGGUUGGGAGUUGCUUCAAAUUGUGGUUAUGAGGUCAGUUUAAUACUAUGUGAAAACUAUACUGCUCGCAUGAGCAGAUAUUUAACAAAAUACUAUUCUGAAAUUCUUUAUAAUAUAACAAAUGAGAAAAAUAUUGAUGAUUCUUACGAGAUGAGAACCAAGCUGAUUAUAGCUACUGAAAAGUUGCACAAGCUUGUCUACCGCCUUUGGGAAACAGUACCAGAUUUGAUACUAUCAGUAAUUGGGUUUGUUUACCAUGAACUGUCAUCAGAAAAUGAGAUCAUAAGGAAGUUGGCGACACGGUUAGUAGGUAAAAUGAUAUCAAAGAAUACAAUGGCUAAUUUUGUACAAGCACAUGAGGAUACAUUUAAAGCGUGGAUGACAAAGAUCGCUGACAUUGAUGCAGAUGUACGUGUCGAAUGGAUUUCCUGUAUUCCAAAUAUCCUCGAAGUCAGAAGUGACAUCUCUGAUGAUAUUGGGCAUGGUCUGGCCAAAACAUUAAUCGAUUCAGACGCUAGAGUACGGAAGUUGUCAGUCACCGUAUUUGAUGAAGUACCUGUAAAGGCUAUUUGGGAAAAUGUCAAGAACAUAUCUGUGUAUAAGUCCCUAUUACAACUGACGAGAGAGAAAAAUAGAGAAAUAAGAGAACUCUGUAUUCAUUCUGUUGGAAGGUUUUAUGCAGAAUCAAGGAGAAAUAUUGAAAAAGAAUCAUAUGAUACCGAAAUUUGGUCUAUAGUCGAAUCAAUUCCAUCAACAUUAUUCAACUUGUAUUAUAUUAAUGAUGCUCACAUUAAUCAAUGGGUUGAUGAAAUAGUCUUUGAUUACUUACUGCCAUUUGAAGACGAUGAUACUAAGCGCGUGAGGGAGUUAUUGUCAAUUGUAAGUAAAUUGGACAAAAAGGCCUUUUCUUCAUUCAUUGCUUUUAAUAAAAGGCAAGUUCCUAGUGCAGUGGCUAUGGCCAAAUUUGUCGAAUUUUGUGAAGUUCUAAAACAAUCAGAAUAUGAAGAUGAUUUGGAUACAAUACAAAAAUAUAAUAAAACGAUAGACUGGUUAUCAUCCAGCAUGGCUGAUCCCAUUAAGACAGCGGAUGUUUUAGAAGCCAUUAAGGAGCUAAAUAUGGGAAGGGUAUUUUUCUUGAUAAAAAACUGUGUUAGAGCUGAUGUAACAUAUUCAACUUUUAGGAACAGUUAUAAUGAGUUGCUAGAUAAAUUAGGUGACGAUAAUCUUUUCAAAAAAAAUAGAGUUAAGAACUCAACCUCAGUGAGUCCACAAGAUAUUGCGCAUGAGAUCAAAGCAUUGCUUUUGCGCUCCUCUCCAAUAAUAUUCAACAUUUCAAAUAUUGGAAUUUUGCUAGAUAAUUCUGUAUUUGAAAAUGAGGCUGAAACUAGUCUGAAGCGUAAACUUGUUAAUGAAGUUUCGAAGAUUAGUCCGACUUUAUUCAGAGAUCAAUUAAAAAACUUGAAGGACACAAUAAUCUACCUCGAAGAUUUCAAUUCCAGACAAGAGCAAGCUCUUGCAACAGAAGCCCUUAAAACAAUAUACAAAAUAUCCAAGUCAGUUGAGGACAACAACACCUUUGAUGACAAAUUAUUUUCAAGUAAGUUAAUCGAGUUUGCUUUGAAUGGCUCCCCUCAAUUAGCUAAAUAUGCAACAAAGAUGAUUGCAUUAUCACCUGAUAGUGAGCGUGAACUCAGGGGGUUGGUAUUGAAAAUAUUACCACUAGAUAUUGAUAAGGACCAAAAUUUCACCUCUCACCUAGCGAUCUUGAUGGAAGUUUUUAGAUUUACCCCACACCUCCUUGAUGAUGAAUCUACCAAUAUAGUUUCUUAUUUGAUUAAAAAUGUUCUAUUGUCAAAUUAUAAAAUUGAAGAGGAUAAGGUAGAGGAAGGUGAAUCUUUAUUUGAGGAGCAUAUUGCGGAGUCAAACGAGCAUGCUUGUCUAGCAAAUAAACUAUUCACUCUGAAACUCUUUACCAAUAAGCUUAGAGCACUUUCUUUACAUGAUGAUGAUGAUGAUCUUUCAAAAGCAUUUAUUGAGAAGACACUGAAGUUAUACAUCUACCUUAUUGCGAGUGGUGGUGAAUUAGUAUCUGAGACUUCUUCGAGUAAGCCGACACCAGAAGCAUAUCAAACCAUUCUUAGAUUAUCGGCUGCUCUUCAAAUAUUGAAAGUUGCAAGAAUUUCAAGCCUAAAUACAUUUAUCAAGUCAACAGAGAUCUGUAAAUUGGUUAACAUUGUUGAAGAUGAAUCUCUAGAAGUACGCAGAAGAUUUUUGGAUCAACUGAAAGACUCUCUGUCAUGCGAACUUAUCUCAAUUAAAUUUUUGCCACUAAUUUUCUUUACUGCAUAUGAACCAGAUAAAGAACUGAAGGCAAGCACAAAGAUAUGGAUUAACUAUACCUGUGCAAAGCCAUCAUUCAAAAAAGGAACGUUAUUUGAGAGGGUUCUACCAAGGUUAAUACACGCUAUAGCGCAUCAUCCUGAUGUUAUAGAAGGGUUUCAAGGCACUGAAGAGGAAGUAAUAAUAGCCUUAACAACAGCUGUUGAUUAUUUAGUAUUUUACUUUGAUUCGGUUGCAUCCCAGGAAAAUUUUAGUUUGCUGUAUUAUCUUUCUGAAAGAGUUAAGAACUACCAAGAUAUACUUGACGAAGAUGAAGAGAGUUCCGCAAAUGAAGAUGAUAGCAUAAGCAGAUGGAAGCCAUUCCAGUAUAUAUAUGUUGUUGGUGAGUUAUCCCAGAUUAUUCUCUUGACUAUAAAGGAAAGGAGAUCUUGGCAGCAUAUAGCUUAUCCAGGUAAAUUAAACUUACCAAGUGAUUUAUUCAAGCCUUUCGAUAGUGCUGAAAGUGCUCAAGCUACCUUCAAGAACUAUUUGAGCGAGAAGUACGCUGAAAAGAUCAAGGGUAACAUUGUUGCCAAGGUAGGUAAAUUGAUCCAUGCCUCUCAAACACAAAGGCAAAGAUCUCAAAAGAGGUUGCUUGAUCAAGAGUAUCGUGAAGACACUAGUCCCAAAAAACAGAGGACAAAAGGUAGUAAAACCCAAAGGAAAGAUAGACAGAACGAUGGAUCAGAUAUUGAAUCUGAUGAGGAAAUAUAUAGAGGUGGUAAUGUUGAAGCGAAUGCAUCAGGUGUUAGAAAGAGUAACAGAGCAAGAAAGCAAGUUGAUUACAAUGAGGAUGAUUAA